AUGUACGUCGUAAAGAGGGACGGUCGGAAAGAGAAAGUUGCUUUUGACAAGAUAACAGCACGUAUUAAUAAACUAUGCUAUGGACUCGAUACUAAUUAUGUUGACCCCGUUACAGUCACCCAAAGAGUUAUAUCUGGUGUCUAUCAAGGAGUAACGACAGUUGAACUCGACAAUUUGGCAGCGGAAACUGCUGCUUACAUGACAACCAAACAUCCCGACUAUGCCAUUCUUGCAGCACGCAUAGCAGUAUCCAACCUUCACAAAGAAACUAAAAAAGUUUUUUCUCACGUAAUUGAAGAUCUCUAUCGAUACAUAAACCCCACUUCACAAAAGCACUCGCCGAUGAUUUCAGACGAUACUUACAAUACGAUAAUGCGUCACUCUGACAAAUUGAAUUCGGCAAUAAUCUACGAUCGCGAUUAUAUGUACAAUUACUUUGGUUUUAAAACACUCGAGCGAUCAUAUCUCCUGCGAAUAGAUGGAAAGAUCGUUGAGAGACCUCAGCAUAUGUUGAUGCGGGUCUCAGUCGGCAUCCACGGAGAAGACAUUGAUGCUGCUAUUGAGACAUACAAUCUGAUGAGCUCAAAGUUUUUUACUCAUGCGUCACCUACACUAUUUAAUGCUGGGACACGGAGACCUCAGUUAUCAAGUUGCUUCUUGCUAACGAUUAAAGAUGACUCAAUAAAAGGAAUCUAUGAUACACUCAAGACUUGCGCAGUAAUAUCCAAAACUGCUGGUGGAAUUGGAUUUAAUAUUCAUAGUAUUCGAGCCUCAGGGUCAUAUAUCGCUGGCACUAAUGGUUACUCAAAUGGGAUUAUCCCAAUGCUACGUGUAUACAAUAACACUGCGCGAUACGUUGAUCAAGGUGGCAACAAACGACCAGGCGCAUUCGCUGUUUACUUGGAGCCUUGGCAUGCCGAUGUUUUUGAUUUUUUAGAUUUGAAAAAGAAUACCGGCAAAGAAGAAGGUCGUGCUCGCGACUUAUUUUAUGCUCUUUGGGUGCCUGAUUUAUUCAUGAAGCGAGUCGAAUCGAAUUCACAUUGGAGUCUAUUUGACCCCAAUGAAGUGCCUGGACUAGCAGACGUCUGGGGAGAAAAAUUUGACCAAUUGUACGAAUCAUAUGAACAAAAAGGUUGCGCACGCAAAACAAUCGAGGCUCAAAAAUUAUGGCAUGCCAUUCUCGAGUCACAAAUAGAAACUGGUACUCCAUACGUGCUUUACAAAGAUGCAUGUAACCGCAAGUCAAAUCAACAGAAUCUCGGUACUAUAAAAUGUAGCAAUCUCUGUACUGAAAUUAUCGAAUAUUCGAGCCCAGACGAAGUUGCUGUAUGUAAUCUUGCUAGUAUUGCGCUACCAACGUUUAUUGAGAAAGGCAAAUACAACUUCAAGAGACUGCAUGAGGUUACCAAAGUAGUGGCGCGUAAUUUAAACAAGAUUAUCGAUGUCAACUUUUAUCCUGUGCCUGAAGCGCAUCGAUCUAACAUGCGACAUCGUCCAAUAGGCAUUGGCGUUCAAGGUCUCGCGGACGCCUUUAUUUCAAUGCGGAUGCCCUUCGACUCCCCACAUGCCAGAAAGUUAAACAAACAAAUAUUUGAGACCAUCUACCAUGGUGCACUAGAAGCUUCGUGCGAACUCGCUGAAAGUUUAGGUACUUAUGAAACGUAUGGAGAUUCUCCUGUAUCAAAAGGUCUUCUACAGUAUGACAUGUGGGGUGUUGAACCGACAGAUCUCUGGGAUUGGGACUCGUUAAAGAAGAAGAUCGCCACUCAUGGCGUCCGCAAUUCGUUACUAGUUGCACCUAUGCCGACUGCAUCCACAUCGCAGAUAUUAGGAUUCAACGAGUGUUUUGAGCCUUAUACAAGUAACAUUUACACUCGGCGCGCGCUUGCUGGCGAGUUUCAGAUUGUGAAUCCUUGGUUGCUCAAGGAGCUUGUUGAGAUGGGACUAUGGAAUGAAAAUAUGAAGAAUAGAAUCAUCGCUGAUAAUGGGAGUAUUCAGAAAAUACUAGGGAUUCCGGAUGAGCUGAAAGCAUUAUACAAAACAACAUGGGAGAUUUCUCAAAAAGUUAUUAUUGACAUGGCAGCCGACCGCGGUGCGUUCAUUGAUCAAUCGCAAAGUCUAAACAUUCACAUAGCGGAACCAACCUAUGCUAAAUUGACUAGCAUGCAUUUUUACGGAUGGAAGAAGGGACUAAAAACUGGGAUGUACUACUUGCGAACCAAACCGGCAGCAGAUGCUAUCAAGUUUACUGUGGAUCAAACAUCCCUCAAGGAACUAGACUCUAAACCAGUGCUUCCCGUAUUAGUGAAAUAA
Paraglomus occultum is the source of this 2313-nucleotide messenger RNA. The record is from the annotation of a GenBank genome assembly. NCBI's taxonomy places the organism in Eukaryota, Fungi, Glomeromycota, Glomeromycetes, Paraglomerales, Paraglomeraceae.